CCUAUCUGAGGAAGGCAAUUCCUUAAUUGCAAUCCCCCUUCCCAGGUCUGUCUAACUAGGACACAGGUCUUCAUGGUGGCUCUGGAAAUCCUGACGUUUCCUUUACCAUCUUUCUUUUCCUCCUCAGGCUACUAUCUGCCAGAUGAGAAUGGUACUUGCAAGCCCUGUAGAGAUGGCAUAGACUUCACCAACUCUUUCAACAAGUGGCUUUCGUGCAAAAUCUGCAGCGUCUGUAAGGAAGAUAAAGAUGAAAAAAACAGAUGCAUCACCACCAGAGACACAGAGUGUCAGUGCAAACCCGAGAGCUUUGAAGAUGAAAACUCACCUGAGUUCUGCCAGAAAUGCUCUGAAUGUACCAACGAAGAAGAUGAAGUGACUCCCUGUACCCCGAAGACUGACCGGAAGUGUGUCCCCAAAGGCUCUAAAUUAAGCCUCAUCAUAGUGAUCCUAGUGGCCCUGGCGGUGGUGUUGAUUGCUGUAUAUUUGGUUGGUUGGAAGACUGGGUUGUGGAGGCGAGUCUUGCAGUAUAUGAAAGGAGCCUAUCCACGCCGUGAACGGGACUGUGAACAUGAACAGGACUCUGAUCAUUCGAGAAAUCUUCUGAGAGAAGAGACAUCCAACGUGGGAAACGACUCUCAAUACAGCAUGGAACCUGAGGUAGCUGAUAGUUCUCCAGUGGGAAGGAAGCUGCUGGUUCCAGCAAAUGGAAAUGACUCAGUUGGUGCCCUGAAGCUAAUCUUCAAUCAGUGUUCGAAUAUUGUGCCCUUUAAAUCCUGGGACAGCCUCAUGCGGCAGAUGGGCCUCACAGACAAUGACAUUCAAAUGGUCAGAGCUGUGACACAGGUUCCUGAAGAUACCUUAUACCAGAUGCUGUUGAAAUGGCUCAACCAAACAGGCCGGAGUGCCUCCAUCAACAAUCUCCUGGAUGCCUUGGAAGCCAUAGGAGAAAGGUAUGCCCGGGACACAAUUGAAGACCACGCAGUGAAAACUGGAGAGUUCAUUUAUCAAAAGACUACAGCAGAGCCAGUUAUGAUGACACACAUCUGUGAUACCAGCACUGAGGAGACAUAGGCAGGAGCAUCUCUUGUGAGGUUCAAGGCCAGGUGAACUCAGAACAGCAAGGACUAUGUAGAGACCUGUAUGAAAAGCUGCAGCAGACCCUUCAGUGUCAUUAGAAUUAAUUUUAUCUUUCUGUAUUUAUUGUUUAGUAUUAUUGUAUUGUUGUACCUUGUGAACACUAGGCAAGCACUCAGACACUUAAAUGCAUCUCCAGCAUCCUGGUUUGCAUUUGUUCCUGUCUUGAACUUUUAACUCCCAGGUGUCCAGAUUUCUCAUUUCCUCGAGUAAGUUUGCUGGCUUGGACACAUAGGGAACAUAAAAAAGCAUUAUUUGUAGUAACGCAUCUCCUGCCCUCUUCUGGGGAAUUAGCAGCAUCCUGACUCCAAGUGCCUCUGGGAUCUCAAAGAGGCAACUACUGUUUUGUUCUAUGGUCUGGAUUUUCCUUUUUAUGUGUACUUAUCUGUCUAUGUGUGGAUAACUGUAUCUUUUAAGCUUUACACCUUUAUAUUUCUGUUUGUUUUUGUCUUGUUCUGGGUACUAAAUGAAGGUCAUAGUGUAAGACCCUCAGAAUGAGGAGUCUUCCAGGUUUGGUCGAUACCCCAAGAACUCAAUGUCCAGUCCAGUUGCUGCAAAACGCAAGAGGCUUUAAUGAACAGGAAACGUUUGUGCAAACAGGCUCCUCCAGCACGCAGGCUAGAGAGAAGCCCCCUCCCCUGGGCCCAGGUGUUUUUAAAGGCAAACCCACAAGCUUAGGGAGGGGGGUAGGACCCUCUGUCCAUUGAGUACGUGACCCUUGGAGGCCGGAUGGUCUCGCUAUUAGGGUCAGCAGACCUUAGGGCUUCAGGUGUGCUAAUUAAUCUUGUCUGGGCAAACCAGAGUUACAGCUAUCUCUUGACCCUAUUUACCACCUGUUGACUCAGGAAAGGAGGGGCAGUGUGAAUUCUUCUUAUCUCAGGGCCUUGUGAGAGGAAGC
This is a messenger RNA of Phodopus roborovskii (desert hamster), 2032 nucleotides long. RefSeq names its product tumor necrosis factor receptor superfamily member 10B. Bases 73 to 1071 code for a protein of 332 amino acids. NCBI's taxonomy places the organism in Eukaryota, Metazoa, Chordata, Mammalia, Rodentia, Cricetidae. Gene Ontology annotation, cellular component: cell surface; plasma membrane. The transcript is spliced from 6 exons. The record is from RefSeq and is a predicted model, not a curated record. Gene Ontology annotation, molecular function: TRAIL binding. Gene Ontology annotation, biological process: TRAIL-activated apoptotic signaling pathway; positive regulation of apoptotic process.